ACUCUAUUGACUACAUUACAACAUGACUUCCCUCUCUAUCAAUAAUAAAAAACCACAACACUUUAUUACCACAGCCGACUUUACAGCUGAACAAUUGCUUGACUUUGUUCAAGUUGCCAUUCAACAUAAAGUGCAAGCAAAAUACCAAUAUCCUACACCUCUUACUGAUCUACCUUUGACUGGAAAAACGCUGGCCGUUAUGUUUUCCAAACGAUCUACUCGAACUCGUGUUGCUACUGAAUCUGCUGUUGCUUAUCUUGGUGGACAUGCCAUGUUUUUGGGAUCUCAAGAUAUUCAAUUAGGUGUCAAUGAAUCAUUAUUGGAUACUUCACGAGUAGUUAGUUCUAUGGUGGAUGGUAUUAUGGCUCGUGUAGGUGGUCAUCAUGAAAUCGAAUUACUCGCCAAGGAAUCAACAGUACCUGUGAUCAAUGCAUUAUCAGAUAAAUAUCAUCCAACACAAAUUUUAGCUGAUUUGAUGACGAUUCAUGAAUAUAUCCAUCAUCGUGACAACAAUACCUCAUCAGAUCAAUACAGUGCUCAUACACAACAUCCUCGUGAAACUUUACCAGGAUUGAAAGUUGCUUGGGUCGGUGAUGCUAAUAACAUUAUUCAAGAAAUCUUGGUGGCCUUCCUCAAAUUGGGUAUCAGUGUCUCAGUGGCUGCACCUACUGGGUAUGUUUGUGAUGAAGAUGUGAUCAAGAUUGCCCAGGCGGAUGCUCAAAAGACUGGUGCUUCUUUAUUAUUUACAACUAUUCCUGAAGAAGCGGUCAAGGAUGCAGAUUUUAUUAUUACAGAUACAUGGGUCAGUAUGGGUCAAGAAGAUGAAAAAGCAAAACGAUUGAAGGAAUUUGAAGGUUAUCAAGUGACUAUGGAUCUGGCGAAUCGUGGUGGUGCUAAACCUAAUUGGCGUUUUUUACAUUGUCUUCCACGAAAACCAGAGGAAGUGGAUGAUGAGGUCUUUUAUUCUGAUCGAUCACUUGUAUUUCCUGAAGCCGAAAAUCGAAAAUGGACCAUUUUAUCCGUCAUUGAUAGAUUGAUCGUCAAAGGUGGUUUCCAAUAGUUGUAGAUAGAUAUAUACAUACAUAGAACAAUACUUCAUUCAUAUACAAAAAUAAAGAUCUUCAUGGCAUUUACAUUCCGCUUCUUC
This is a messenger RNA of Halteromyces radiatus, 1147 nucleotides long. RefSeq names its product ornithine carbamoyltransferase. Bases 23 to 1060 code for a protein of 345 amino acids. Gene Ontology annotation, molecular function: amino acid binding; ornithine carbamoyltransferase activity. Lineage: Eukaryota; Fungi; Mucoromycota; Mucoromycetes; Mucorales; Cunninghamellaceae. The transcript has 5 exons. Gene Ontology annotation, biological process: L-citrulline biosynthetic process. Gene Ontology annotation, cellular component: mitochondrion. The record is from RefSeq and is a predicted model, not a curated record.